AUGCCAGGUAGAGGAAUGGGAGAGCGGCUAGCGGUUGAUCCUCAGAACUCCAAGAUCAUCUACUUCGGAGCACGAAGCGGCAAUGGGCUCUGGAAGAGCACGGAUGGUGGUGUCACCUUCGCAAAGGUGUCGUCCUUUACUGCUACUGGAACAUAUGCCCCAGAUCCGAGCGACCCCAAUGGAUACAAUAAUGACAAGCAAGGCCUUGCUUUUGUCACAUUUGAUUCCACUUCUGGCCUUACCAAUGGUGCCACCUCGCGUAUCUUCGUUGGCACUGCCGACAACAUCACGGCUUCUGUCUAUGUCUCCACUGAUGCUGGAUCUACUUGGAGUGCGGUUCCCAACCAGCCAAAGACGUACUUCCCGCACAAGUGUAAACUUCAGCCGACCGAAAAGGCACUGUACCUCACAUACGCGGAUGGCACAGGCCCAUAUGAUGGCACUUUAGGUGCGGUUUAUCGAUAUGACCUGACGAAUAGCACUUGGAAGGACAUCACCCCUGUCUCAGGCAGUGACUUGUAUUUCGGAUUUGGUGGUCUUGGUGUCGAUAUGCUAAAGGCUGGAACUCUUGUUGUUGCGAGCUUGAACUCUUGGUGGCCGGAUGCUCAACUCUUCCGAUCGACUGACUCAGGAGCCACAUGGUCCAAAAUUUGGGCAUGGACGUCGUAUCCUAAUCAAGAUUGGUACUACGGAUUAAACACCGACAAGGCGCCAUGGAUCAAUGCUGGAUUCGUAUCUCAAGAUACAAAGCGCCUGGGAUGGAUGAUAGAGUCUCUGGAAAUUGACCCCCUUGACAGCGACCAUUGGCUUUAUGGAACGGGCCUGACUGUGUACGGCGGCCAUGAUCUGACCAAGUGGGACACUGUACACAAUGUGUCUAUCUCUUCUCUUGCGGACGGUAUUGAAGAGUUUUCGGUUCAAAAUGUCGCUUCUGCUCCUGGAGGGACAGAACUUUUGGCUGCCGUUGGUGAUGAUAAUGGCUUCACUUUCAAGAGCAAAUCAGAUCUUGGCACUUCUCCCAAGGCACCCUGGAUGACGCCCAUGUGGACUACAUCGACUGAUGUUGAUUAUGCCGGCAACAAGGUCGCUAAUGUCGUCCGUGUGGGCAACACCGCAGGAAGCCAGCAAGUUGCUACUUCUUCAGACGGUGGCGUCACUUGGAGCAUUGACUAUGGUGCGAAUACCGCUGAUUACGGCGGCACAGUCGCUUACUCUGCUGAUGCCGAUACCGUUCUCUGGUCUUCAUCGACAUCUGGGGUGUUGCGCUCCCAGUACACUGGCUCAUUUGCUGCCGUGAGUGGUUUAGCCUCGGGUGCUGUCAUCGCUAGCGACAAGCGCAAUAACACCGUCUUCUAUGGCGGUUCUUCUGGAAGCUUUUAUGUUUCCACGAAUACUGGCAGCUCAUUCGCGAAAGCUGGUACCCUCACUGGCGCAACCUCUGUCACUGAUAUUGCUGCGCAUCCCACCAUUGCUGGUGAGGUCUACGUGAGCACAGACAAGGGCAUUUUCAAGUCUACAAACUACGGCACUAGCUUCACGCAGCUCUCAACCCUGACAGCUACCCAGCAGAUUGCCCUUGGCCUUGGAUCUGGUUCAACUUGGUACUUGUAUGCUUUCGGCAGCGGUUCUGCCGGGAACAAGCUCUACGCUAGCGCUGAUGGUGGCUCUACAUGGACUGAUAUUCAGGGCACUCAAGGCUUUGGAGCUAUCUCUAGCUGCAAGCUCACAGGAAGCGGAAACAAUGCUGGCCAGGUGUAUGUCGGCACAAACGGCCGAGGUGUCUUCUAUGCCCAGGGUACACGCUGUCAUCACUUCGAGCACCACUACAUCGAAGGCCACGACGCUGAGCACCUCAACCGUGAAGGCGAGCUCAACAACAUCUGCGCCACCAUCGUCGUGCACCGCGGCCCAGUGGGCGCAGUGCGGAGGCACCGGCUUUACAGGGUGCACGUCUUGCGCUUCAGGGACAACUUGCAAGUACCAGAAUGA
This is a messenger RNA of Phaeoacremonium minimum UCRPA7, 1989 nucleotides long. Its product is annotated as putative glycoside hydrolase family 74 protein. Gene Ontology annotation, molecular function: protein binding. The transcript is spliced from 4 exons. The record is from RefSeq and is a predicted model, not a curated record. The coding region runs from base 1 to 1989 and encodes 662 amino acids. Gene Ontology annotation, biological process: xyloglucan metabolic process. NCBI's taxonomy places the organism in Eukaryota, Fungi, Ascomycota, Sordariomycetes, Togniniales, Togniniaceae.